Messenger RNA from Cryptomeria japonica (Japanese cedar), 1838 nucleotides. RefSeq names its product protein EDS1L-like. NCBI's taxonomy places the organism in Eukaryota, Viridiplantae, Streptophyta, Pinopsida, Cupressales, Cupressaceae. The transcript has 4 exons. The record is from RefSeq and is a predicted model, not a curated record. Bases 116 to 1336 code for a protein of 406 amino acids. Gene Ontology annotation, biological process: lipid metabolic process.
UUUCUUUGUUCCUGUAAACCCCUACCUACCACCUACCCCACCCAUUACCCUAUAAAACCCACUUACUUGAAAAUCGAAAUGAUCAAAACAAGCAGCGAAUAUAGGCUUGCAAACCAUGGAUGAAGACUUGAAGCCCACUCGCCCACAGUUCACUGCUGGAGAGCAGCAGGCAAUUUGUCUUUCUUCUUGUGAAAUCCUGGAACAAGCUUGGGGCGAGACACGCAGUAUUUCAAAUAAAAAUGACAUUACUUAUUUUCGUCGGAGUGAGAACGGAGGUGUAGUGUUUAUCACAUUCCCUUCACUUUUUAUAGGAGAUUUCACUACCGGUGAUAUCCCAUAUGAACAGUGCGAUAUACUGAGUGAGAAAGAAUUUUUCGCUGCCAGCCUUAAAGGUGAUGAUGAUCAACCGGCUCUUGUUCACAGAGGAGCUCUCAGCAUGUCCUUGUACAUUCUGAGAAAUACAGAUUUGGAAAACCAGAUUAAUGCAUUUUCGAAGCAAAGGAAGGAUCAAACCAUUAUAUUUGUUGGCCAUUCCAUAGGAGGUGCAAUUGCAACUCUUGCUACGAUCUGGGUUCUGGGAAAGAGGCUGAGACAAAUUUCUGUUAACUGCAUUACGUUUGGUUCUCCUUUGGUCGGAGAUGCUGUUCUUAUGGAAUCAAUUGACCGCGAAGAUUGGUCUGGAAAUUUUUGUCAUGUGGUUUCUCAGCAUGAUAUUGUUCCGCGGAUGGUCCUUGCACUUUUUGAAUCAAUUGGACAACAUUUGAAUUCAAUUUUUCCUCAGAGAGGGAGCAAACUGGACAAUGAUUCUGCUAAUGUAACGUACUUUUCUACUCUAGAGGCUUGCAGGGAACUUCUUGACAAUGUCAAGUGUCUUGGAGAACCUAGCCCGUAUAAACCCAUUGGGACUUGCAUGUUCUGCUCAAUCUAUGGCGCAGCUUGCAUUGAGGACCCUCAAGCUGUUUUGAAGAUGCUAAUUUUAACUUUGCAAAACACAGAAGGAAAUGGUAUUGUAGAAGGAAAUGGUAUUGCAGCUGCAUUCAUUUCUGAGCACAUAAGUUAUGGUGAUAAGUUGAGACAUGUUAUUGAGAGUGAAUACUCAACAAGGACUGCAGACAUUGAAACAGAAUCCUCCAUUGAGAUGGGAAUAGUACUGCAAUUAAAAGCAAUGGGUUUUCGGUCUCAGGCAUCAAAUGGAGAUCUCAUCAAGGAAAAUCAAGCCGGAUCAAGGACGGUCUUCGUCGGGACGAUCAAGCCAGGACAGAGGCGACCUCUUUCAAUCCAGCGUUCCAAGGCGAGGUACAUCAUCAUCCUACACAUCAAGGACACAUGGAGUUAGGACAAGGGCUCAUUGAAGAAGCAAAUAAUUUUAGAAGAGUUAAUCAAAGAUAACUUCUCAACGCUACCAAAUUGAGUAUCAACCAAGUGUCAGAUGAGGUGGCAUCCUAGUCAUCACGUCUCCAAUCAGUGAGGUCCACCUCAGCAUGUCCAGAUUCAAUGUACUUAACUCAUGGAAGGUGGCACAAACUCCGAUGUACCUACCCCGGCUAUUCAUUGGUCGAUUUUUCUAAAGAGGACAUGUGUCCAAGCAAUACAAUUUUAUCAUUGGUCAAGCAUUAAAUGUUAUGUAAUGGUUGUAACAAACCCUAAUUAGGGUUUUCAUUGUUAAAUCUUGGCCAUUGAUCUCGAAUUGAUCUAAGCCAUCAAAUUGUAUUGUGGGCACUAUAUAAGCCCUGACAUUUCAUUUUGUAAGGUUAAUGAGAGAUAAUAUAGAAAUAGUUGAAAGCAGUUAGUAGGUAGAGAGUAGUUAGAAAUUGAUAGAAUAGUAAUUAGAGUAGAAU